CCCCCGAGACGUCAGAGGUGAAGGAGUGACGUUUUUUCUCUCUCCCAGCGCUAUCAGGGAUUUUUUUUUUUUUCAUUUUCAAGGUGUCCCACGUUUAUACCAUGACGCUGAGAGCAAGACUGAUGUCAGGCCAUCUGCAGCGUCUUCGAGGCUGCUUUGUCCACACAGCCUCAGGAGGGGCUUGGAAGGAGAGCUUUGCUGAAGACAUCGACCCACAGCAGUUUGCCCUUCUGGAAGAGCAGUGCAUCCUGGUUGAUGAGAAUGACACAAACAUCGGUGCUGCCUCCAAGCGCGAUUGCCACCUGAUGCAGAAUGGGACUAGUCCUCUCCACAGAGCAUUCAGUGUAUUCCUCUUCAAUUCUUCAGGUGAACUUCUUGUGCAUAGACGGUCAGAUGCUAAGAUUACAUUCCCCGGCCACUACACAAACACCUGCUGCUCACAUCCUCUGUACACACCCAAGGAAAUGGAGGAGGAGGAUGCCUGGGGAGUGAGAACGGCUGCCCAAAGACGCCUGGAAUUUGAGCUGGGCAUUCCCCUCGAGCAGGCACAGCCCAAGGACUUCACGUACCUGACCCGCAUCCACUACGCCAGCCCCUCCAGUGGCAGAUGGGGGGAGCACGAGAUGGACUACAUCUUAUUCCUGCGCGGCGAUGUCUCGGUUAGCCCCAAUGAGAAUGAGGUCCAGGAUGUGAGAUAUGUGAAACGCGAGGACUUCUCGAGGUUUCUGAGCAGCCUGCGGGAGAAUGAUGUCCCCAUCACUCCUUGGUUCCGCCUCAUAGCUCAGAAAUUCCUGCCACUUUGGUGGAAGAAUUUGGACGACAUUGGCAAGUUUAUUGACCACCGCCAGAUACACAGGAUGAUAAACUGAUUGGGUCUAGAGUUAACUAGCUUAUAGGGAGUCAAAUAUUCCAUUUUUAUUUAAUCCAUUAGGCUUAUUUUAUGAUCUGAAUUUUGUUGUUAUAAAAUGGUCAAAUUGUUUAUUUAUUUUCUCUUUUUUCCUUUUAUAUAUUGUAGAAAUUAAGAAAAAAAUUUAAAACAGCUGGACAUUUAGAAUACAGAAAUGCCUCCAGAUACAUGGAAGCCUCUACUGACAACCUACAGGACUUAAUAGUAAUACUUGGUUCCAGGAAAGGAAACUCCAACAGGAGAGUCACACUUCUGAAACUAAUACCAUGAAAGUUUGCUAAUGAGAACUAGGCCUUAAAUUUUUGCAAUUUAAUAUGUUGCGUGAAAUAACAAGAGUGCAUGGCAGAAAACACCCGUGCAGACACGUAGGGCUAGCACUGUGGGAGGAUAAAAUCAUGUCCAAUUUAAGGAAUUUUAACUGGUAAUGAAGGAAAAGAGAAGGUAUAAGGGAAAUUUUCCAAUCCUAGAAGAGAGGACUAGAAUACAACUUAAUGUAAAAGAAAAUAUGUUUGUCUCAUCAAGACUUUGCCCUACAAUUACAAGCAUCUUCAAGGAUAAUGACAAUAUUGUACUAUACUUAAUAGGGAAACUUCAAUGCUGAAAAUAUUCUUGUUUGUCCUUUGUGUUGUGCAUUGUCAUUCCUCUGUCAAAGGAUCCAGCUUCUCUAACAAGCUUUAAAAUCUGUGAUAAAUAUUCCAGUGUCCUAUAAGGAUUUUGUGAAAUGUUAGGAAGAGAUAAGUAAUAGUGUUAGUUUGAAACUUUUUCACAAGAAUAACUAGAAAGGAAAAUAUUUCUAAUACACCUCUGAAAUGCAUGUACAUGAUAAUACUAUACACUUGGGCACAGUGACACAUUCAUACUUACAAACUAUAUUGUGGAGCUACUCAUUCUUUAAAUAUUAUUGUUUUGGUGAGAAAUAUAUUAAUUACUCAAUAUAACACUGACUGUUGCACUCACUUAACAUGGUGGUAAUUGAAACACAAAGGUAAAAUAAAACUAUUGCAUUGGAAUUUUUUUUGAUAAUUUAUUUUUUUACCUUACUGGUAAUUUUAGUACUAAACACAUUAUAUGGCUUAUUUCUGAAUGUGGCUUUACAAGAA
This is a messenger RNA of Penaeus monodon (black tiger shrimp), 2007 nucleotides long. RefSeq names its product isopentenyl-diphosphate Delta-isomerase 1-like (gene Idi). Gene Ontology annotation, cellular component: cytoplasm. Bases 102 to 869 code for a protein of 255 amino acids. NCBI's taxonomy places the organism in Eukaryota, Metazoa, Arthropoda, Malacostraca, Decapoda, Penaeidae. The record is from RefSeq and is a predicted model, not a curated record. The transcript has 4 exons. Gene Ontology annotation, biological process: isoprenoid biosynthetic process; isopentenyl diphosphate biosynthetic process. Gene Ontology annotation, molecular function: isopentenyl-diphosphate delta-isomerase activity.